Molecule: messenger RNA, 1450 nt
Organism: Contarinia nasturtii (swede midge)
Lineage: Eukaryota; Metazoa; Arthropoda; Insecta; Diptera; Cecidomyiidae
Product: protein masquerade-like
Exons: 6
Coding region: 159-1337 (392 amino acids)
Source: RefSeq, a predicted model, not a curated record
GUUUCAACUCAAAUAUAGUUUAUUCAAUUGUCUAAGUUAUCAUUCAGUGAGAUGAAAACAUUCUAUUGGUGAUGAUCAAAUAGAGAGUUUUCUGUGUGAUCUGUGUUGUGCAAAAUUUGAAAAUAAUUUUUUUUAUCUGAAUAUUCGAAUACAUCAAAAUGAAAAUGUUUUCGAAGCGGGUGUUUUUGAUUUGUUUAUUUUUUCUAAUUGGUGGAACCAAAAGUCAAAUUCCACAAUCAACUGUUUAUGAUUUAUUUAAUUUAAUAUUUGAAUCUGCUUUUGGUAUUGAUUCAUACGAAAAUGCAAAGGUGUGUCCAGGCAUUUGCAUGCCAGCUCAAACGGCCAUUUUUUGUCCGGGAGUACUCGAUCAGGUUCAAUGUUAUACGCCGAACGCUUUAUGUUGUGUUAGACGAGGCACUCCUUAUGAGCCACACAAAAAACAAAAUCAAUCGCCUGCAAGUGAUUUGAACAAAUCAGGAAUGCAUUCAAAUAAUUCAAGUAGCCAAAAUGAUUCGACAGACACUUGUCCUGGAUAUUGCAUGUUGAAUACUUUGGAAGAUUCGUGUGAAAGCCCAGCUGUCAUAAUACCCCAUACUUCAAAUUGCGUUCAAGAUACCGUUUGCUGUGAUAAUACACGAGUACCGGUAACACCACGGCCCACGAAACGACCACGUCCAACAACACAAGCACCAACCGUUUCAUGGUCUGGCCUAACUGAUGCAAGAAAAGAGUGCCCGGGUAUAUGUAUAGCUAACUUAGUUCGAUUUACAUGCUACGGAAAUGCUGAGAUAACCGACCUCUUUAAAUGCAGAAGACCAACAACCGUUUGCUGCGCAGCUAAAGAAGUGGUACACGAAACAUUAUUCGCGAUAUAUCAGAAUGAACCAAUACCUCUAGGGGUACAUUCGCAUUCGCAUGGACACGAUUCAGCACAGAAAAUCGGAGACACCGAUUUAAAUAAAGGCGAAGAAUUAAUGUGCCCAGGUGUCUGUGUCGAGAAUCAAUUUACUGAGUAUUGCGAGGCUUAUUUGGCCACCAGUGGCAUGUGCGAAUCAGGCUCAAAAUGUUGCGUAUCAAAAGAGAAAUAUAAGGGCAAACUAACUGAUUUACGUACACCAAUUUGGAAUAAUACUUCAUUGAUACCCUUGAAUACCGCCCAGCUAAUUGCUUUAAUUGAUAAAACGGAUGCAGUAACAAAAACUUCUAAGCCAACCGAAACUGAUUUGAAAAAAGAUACCGAAUUAAAUGCAGCGGCUUUAAAUACAAAAACCCAACAUUCCAACACAUCUCCAGAAAUGAAUUUAGUUAAAAAAAUCGAAGAAUCAACAGAAAAAUAAAGAUUUCUUACGCAAUCUUUAAGUCAUUUACAUUUAAAUCGUUGACACAACACCAAUUUUUCUUGUAAAAAAACACUAACUUAAACGUACAAAUAAAAUUGUCAAAAAUCACC